GACUCGUUGACGCUCCUCGAGUCCGUCCAGCAUAUCUAUCUCCGACGCAUGAUGGGGCUCAACCCUAGAGCAAUGACAACUCCGCUGUUCACGGAGACUGGCCUAUGGCCGAUACGGUACCGCCGCCUGGCAUUGGCGCUGCGGUUUGCCCUAUACAUAAUUUCCCAACGCCCUCCGGUUCCCCUAGCAGCCCUGGCCGAGGCUCGCGCUAUGGCAAUUGCAGGGGCUGAUUCAUGGCUGGGUGACCUUCAUCAUGCUCUGCAGAGCCUACCGGUUCCGGUGGAGAUGGACAAACAUGCCGCUCUGACCGCUGACUACAUCUCCAACAUGCUAGAACGCCUCCGCAUCUCCCUGGUGGAGCAUCUACGACAGGAAAUCGCGUCCUCACAACGCCUCGUCAUGCUCGCCGCCCGCGCGUCGCGUGAGCCAGUACUAGAGCGCAGAGAUUACCUGUCAAUCACGAGGCGAGAGCACCGUGCGGCCCUCAUCCGUCUGCUCGUGUCCGACCACCCGUUGGCGGUCGAACAAAUGAGGCGCCGGACUCCGCCAGUGCCUCGGGAGUGGAGAGUAUGUCGCUUCUGCGCGCGACGUGGGUCAAUUGAAGACGAGACGCAUACCCUGCUGCGUUGUCCGGGAGCGGCGCUGGUGGAACCACGGAAACGGUUCAUGGCCCAAGUGCUCUCGGUGCGCACAGAUCUACGUGUCUCGCUGGCGACCACGCCUCUCGCCUUCCUUGCGGAAGUCACGCGGGAUGCGGACGCCGUCACUCAUCUCGCGGAGUAUGUCCAUACCGUGUUUUUGCUCUGCGAAAAUGUCCCCAUGGUGGUGAUCACUUCAGAGGAACAGCUCCUCCAGCUCUCGUAG
Molecule: messenger RNA, 864 nt
Organism: Rhodofomes roseus
Lineage: Eukaryota; Fungi; Basidiomycota; Agaricomycetes; Polyporales; Fomitopsidaceae
Exons: 1
Source: RefSeq, a predicted model, not a curated record